Mycena citricolor is the source of this 429-nucleotide messenger RNA. Lineage: Eukaryota; Fungi; Basidiomycota; Agaricomycetes; Agaricales; Mycenaceae. The record is from the annotation of a GenBank genome assembly.
CAAAAAUGCUUUCAAGCGUAUACUAUCUUUAACUCCGUAAGCCCUCAUCCUGCGCCCGACAUGUUUUCACGCGCCCCCAACCGCGCGUGAUUGUCCUGCACUCGCCCGGGUGCAAUCACAGAUCGUGCCACCGUGUCGGGAAGAUGGCGGAGAGAUGCGGAAAAGACAUGUGGGUAUCGAGCUAUCUGAUCCGCUGAUUCUGCACGCCGCACUCCCCACACUGAGAACCUCUUCGGCGGCUCCUACGUCCGCGUGCAGUCUCGGAAACUGGGAGAGAGUGGGAAGCAUGCCGCGACGCCUCCCGCAUCCGACACAAACCCUGUGCUCCGAUCCGCCCAAUGACCUCGGCGGGACCCACACCAUCGCAGCCUCGCAACGCAGAGACUGUGACUAACAUAUUCAUAAUUAACGGUCACCCCCCAAAAAGUC